UUUUGCUCAUGUAAACAAGUCGUGGUUUUUUCUUUUCGCGGAGAUUUGUACGGAAAUUAUCAGUAACACAGAACGGAAAAUUGUUACCCGUAUCUCUAAUCAUUUCAAAAACUGCUACGCGUGUUCAUUAUGAGAAUAGCUAAUUAAACAGAUUUAUAAAAAUGGCUGCUGACGUAUUGAUGGCAUUCUUACCUUGUGAAGUUAUUGAGUACAUUCUUGAGAGUGAUAAUAUUAAAAUUAAGGAUGUCAUAAAUUUUGGAAUGACUUGCAAACAUGCGUAUAGGUCUGUGACUAAUAGUAAUAAACUGUGGAGGACUAAAUUCUUUCAAAGGUGGUCAGCUCUGAAAGAAACUUACGAAAAACUCGACAAAGAUGAGUAUAAAGUGUCGGAUUGGAUGGAGGAGUUUCGCAGUUGUUUGGAAAGCCGAAAGAAAUUAAUGGUGGAACUAUCCCAAAUGUCUAUGAACCACUACAAACAACAGGAGCUUUCCCACAGUGGUUUAGAAAAUUUCGAGCCACUCUUCCGUUCCGAAUUGGGAGCCCACCCUAUGGCCUACCAUUUCCUUAUCGACGAACUUAUUCAAUUAAUAGAGCGUCCAGUUUUGGAGUGCAAUCUGACACACAAACAUUAUGCGUACAAAGUCAUAAGAUAUUUGCGUCAGUGUCACUUGGCGGAUGAAUGGGCAAAAUUUCUAAAUCUUCCCGUAGAAUGCCAAACCCUGGAAAAAGGAGCGGUCCUUGUGUCUCAGUGGAGUCAGCCAGAGAGACGUGUCUCCUACCCAUACGUCGCCUCAAUGUUGGACAGCAUCGCUGAUUAUACCAAGCAGUUGAUCAAAGAGAAACACCCGACUCACCCAAUUCUCAGUCAAUCGCAGGACAUUUUCAACCAGUGGAAGGAAAAAAAUAUAAGCGAUAAUCAGUGGAGUUCUAGGGACACUCGGCAGGUCAUGACUGCACUCUGUGAAGUCAUGUUUGAUCGGAUGCUAUUCCAUGGAAACAGUGAGAUGUACUACUCAUCAGAAAACUCUUUCAUCGAUCGAGUUUUAGAGAAUAGACGAGGAAUUCCAAUAACACUUGCAAUAGUAUUCGAGAGUGCAGCCAGACGAUUGGGGGUGCGUUGCGAAGCAGUAUCUUUUCCAGCCCACUUCCUUCUUCGUUGGAAAGAGAAAUAUAAUGUUCCUGAGGACGAGGAGGUUGAGAGUUUCUACAUUGAUGUAUUCAAUAGCGGUCAAUUUUUAACGAAAAACAGUUGUCCGAGAAUAGGUGGAGUGUCGAAAUGUCCCAUUGAGAGGUAUAAUGUUCAUAAUGGAGCGACUGCUGUGGAGGUGGUACAGAGAAUGGCGAAUAAUCUAGAAGUUGCUGGUAGACAGCGGACACAUUUGAAUGGUCGGGCUGCACGUUUGCGCUCUGCUCUGGAGCUUCUGCACCUUGUCAGACCUUACGAUACAUCUACGAUUCUCCACUUAGCGAGAUUCUACAUUCUACAUCAGAUGGAUUUGAUGGAGUUGGUUCAAGUGCUGAAUAGCAUACAAAAAAAUCUUGAAGUAACAUCUCGAGGCCAGGCAAAUCAUAUUCUACAGAUGCUUCAGGACUACGAAAGGCACAUGAAAGUCAUCCCCGAGGAUGAUCUAAGUCCUAAAAUUCGCACUCCCGCAGUUAAAUACACAAUUGGGAUGAUAAUGAAGCACAGGACGUACGAUUAUUCCUGUGUAAUAUCAGGAUGGGAUAAAAAGUGUGAGGCCUCCCCGGAAUGGAUGAAUGAAAUGGGUAUUGAUGAACUAGCCGACGGAGCCAAUCAACCGUUUUAUUAUUUAUUCGUGGACGAUGGAUCUUCGCGUUAUGCAGCUCAAGAGAAUUUAAUCAUUGCACCAACACCCAAAUGGAUUAAUCACGAUGAAGUUGGUCGAUAUUUUUAUAAAUUCUGUGGUGCGUACUAUCUGCCAAAUGCAGAGAAGGAGAGGGAGUACCCGGAGGAUGGGAAAGUCAGGGACCAGCUCUUAGGAAUUCAACAGUAAGAUGAACAUUACUAGGGAAUGAUAGAUAUACCAGGGUAAUCGUACUCCGAAAACUUUAAAAAUUCGGCUUUCAUUGUCCAGACAACAGAUGAGGAUUUGAUGUUUUCCAUGUUUUCCUGAAUAAAAUCGUAAUAAUUAAAUCAAGAGGAGCUUCAGCAAAAAAAAAUCAUGACAUUUGUUUCAAAUCUCUACAAAAUAUUCAUAAUCAUCUCAUGGUCGUCAUUGCGUGGACAAUUUUCUCUCAUUUUCAUUACCUUUGCAUCGACGUUAUUAAUAAUCCGAGGUGUUUCUUAUACAUGGGACUACAUGAAUUUUUUCAUCGGUAAUGAAAGGACUUGAUUCAAGGGGAUUAGUUCAAUCUACCAAAACGAAUAUAAAAUCAAAGCCUUGUUGUCAAUUGUAGGAAAUGGUCUAUUAUGAUGACAUUUUCCGUUAAGUAUAACUUAUGGAUUUUUCAGGUUUCUCUUUAAACAAAAAUAUAUGUUUCAAUAGCUCUACACUAAAUUUUACUGAAUACCGAUAUUACUUGUAAGAUUUCUUUGUUAUAAAUAAAUGGGUCAUUCGAGGACGACUAGAGGAGUUGUCUUGGGAUGAUGAUAAACCCCAGAAUAUCUAUCCUCUGUUGAACUACUGAGAAUGGUGUGAGAUGGGAAAAACAUUUCGCUUCGAGAAUAUUUGCCGUGAACAGCUAAAUAAUUUUUUGUAUUCAAUAUUGUUAUGCCUUAACCUUUUGCAAAUUUCAUCAGUAUUAAUAAUCGAACAAUAUUAACCUGAAGAUUUGGUCGCAGUUUUGAGGUGUUUUUUUAUGGUGAGGUAUUGGUAAAUGUUGAGUAUAGAAAGUUUUUAGUUUGUAAAAAACAAAGCAUUCAUAUCGAGAUGUUUCAUCCGUCUGCAGCCGUUCCACUUGGAAUGGACAAUAGAUAAAAGAGAUACCUUUAUUUGUAUCAUUUAACAUUUACUAGAAUUCUCUACACGGUAUAUUACUAACAAUAAAUAUUAUUAUGAUAUUAAUUGUGUAAGACACCUACUCCACUCAUUGUAUAUUGUUGACUCAAAACGAGAGAAAUUCCUUUGGAGGUACUGAAAGUGUAAAUACCAAUUAAUAAAGGUUCUUUCUAUAUGGAAAUUGAGUGGAAAGAUAAUCAUAUAAAAUAUAUAAUCAAUCAAGUCAUAGUGAAUUUUUUGAAAGUACUUGAAAAGUUCAUAAAUAUAUUUAGUUGAGGAAAAAAUGAGCGAAUGAAAGCGACAGGUUGAUUUGUUUUCUCAUUAUAUUAUCUAUUUGUAAUAAUUUUACUUUAAAUUUUCGCUUCCCUACAUUUGAAAAUAAAUAGGCAAGGUAUCUAAUCUUGAAUAUUGAAGAA
Messenger RNA from Diachasmimorpha longicaudata, 3376 nucleotides. RefSeq names its product F-box only protein 21-like. Bases 162 to 2015 code for a protein of 617 amino acids. Lineage: Eukaryota; Metazoa; Arthropoda; Insecta; Hymenoptera; Braconidae. The transcript has 2 exons. Gene Ontology annotation, molecular function: DNA binding; protein binding. The record is from RefSeq and is a predicted model, not a curated record.